UGAACUCAGCAAGCAUCGCAUCACAAAGAUUGCUCGGCCGCAUACGUCGACACUCGCAGCUCUCGUUACAAACAGACGCUGCGACAGGUGCACUCAUCGGCUAGCGCUACCGUGUGCAAAAUCUCGCUACCGCUGUUUUCCUGCAACGUGUUCAAAACGCUCUCCUAGCACAGCAAAGAUGCAGCGACUCAUUCUAGCCCUAGCGCUGCAAGCCUGCGCUGCCUACGUCGCGCCGCAGAGCCGCGCACCGCGAGGAACCAUUCUGAGGGACAGCCCCUUCGACGGCAUCGGCGAUUUGCUGGAACAGGUCGCCGCGCCGCCGGAGGACAGCUCCUUACCGUCCGGCAGUUUUGGUGCCGUCGUCACCGGCGGCGCGGCGGGCGUGGGCUACGCUUAUGCGGACGAAUUUUUACGAAGGGGCCACAAGGUCGUGAUCUGCGACAUCCGGGACCCGGCCGACGCCGUCAGAGCUCUAAAAGACAAGUACGGCGCCGACGCGCCCAUCUUCGGCGAGGUCUGCGACGUCUCCGACACGGCUUCUGUCAGAAAGCUCGCCGCAUCUUCUAAAGAAAAACUGGGCACGGUCCACUACUGGAUCAACAACGCCGCGUUAAAUGGUGGCAGGAAACCUUUCCUCGAGGUUUCUGAUGAAGCUAUUGAAGCUGUGGUCAAGGUCAACAUGUUCGGGGUCCUGAUCUGCACGAAGGUGGCCAUGGAGCUCAUGCUGGACCAGAGCGGCGUGACGGGCCACGUUUUUAAUACUGUGGGGAGUGGUGUCCGAGGAGGCGGCACGCCCGGUUAUGUGACGUAUGGGGCCGCGAAGCGGGGUCUGCCGCAGAUGACCGAUUCCCUGGUUGCGGAACUCGAGGGCAAGACCCAGGGCUACAACUGGCCGCCGUCGAGCCCGGGCCAGGUCAAGGUGCACACGCUGUCCCCGGGCAUGGUCUUUACCGAUCUAUUACUGAAGGAUAGCACGCCGGAGCUGCGGAAGUUCCCCUUUGGGGUGCUCGCGGCGACGCCGGAGGAGGUCGCCCAGGACUUGGUGCCCAAGAUGCUCGCAACCACGGAGGCAGGCACGUUCGUCGAGUACCUCACGAAGCCGCGCACGCUGCUCAAGUUCUUCAACCGCUUCGUGCGCCAGCAGAAGAGCGAUAUUAUCGAUGAUGAUGGGAAUGUCAUCCAAAAAAGUGGUGAAAAGUACAACGAGGACGGCGUCCGGGCGCUGUACUAGGGGUUGGGUAAGAAGUUCUAAGACA
Pelagomonas calceolata is the source of this 1256-nucleotide messenger RNA. The record is from the annotation of a GenBank genome assembly. NCBI's taxonomy places the organism in Eukaryota, Pelagophyceae, Pelagomonadales, Pelagomonadaceae.